AAAUCCUAGUUUAGAUUUUAAGCAAUUGUGAUUCCUUUUUUUAUUUAUAUUUUUUUUCUAACGCUACUUUUGUGUUUUAAUUUUUUUGUGUUCGUCGCACACUGGUCUGCGAACAUGGACAAAAUUAUUUCGAAUUUAAUAUUGAUAUUAAUGUGCGGAGGCCUCGUGAUGUCUUACGACGAAAUAGACGUGGAAGCUGAUACAAAUAUCAUGCUCAAAAUAUUGAGGGACAUGGCGAAUCAAACAAAAGCUGACACUUUGAAUUUGCCAGCGAACGCCACCUCUAUCCGAGAGAACAUCACCGAUACCUUUAGUUGCGAGAACCGUACGUAUGGUUAUUAUGCUGACAUUGACAAUGACUGUCAAGUGUUCCACGUGUGUCUACCGACUCAGACCCCGUCUGGACGAGCCGUCACGUACAGAUACAGUUUUAUUUGUCCUUCCGAAACUGUGUUCAAUCAGGAAGUUCUAACUUGCACCAGACCCAGAGACGCGAUCGAAUGCGAGGAUUCUGUGUUAUAUUACGAUCUAAACGAGGAAAUAGGGAAGGUGCCGAACAAAACUGAAGAGCAGCCGCCUGUCAACGCCCAACAACCAACGAAAACCAGCAGUCAACAGAAGGAAACCGAAACCUUACCUGCUACCAACCAGAGGAGGACACCGAACAAACGGAAACAGAGCCUGAUCAUUGAAAGCCUCAUGAAAGAGGUCGUCAACGAUGACUUGAGACAGAAGCUAAUUGAAUUCGCUGAGCAGCACACUGAUGAUAUACCAGAUAGUCCAGAAAUACCUGAGGAACUCGGGCUUGAGGAAGGAGCAGCUGUUUCUGAUGAAGAAGCCGAGGGGCGGAUAGCUUUGGAGCGACGAGUGGGCAGGAAACUGGACCGAGGCAGUUUCAGGUUUAGAGCUGACGCUUGAGUCGAUUGGUGGACAUAAUGCUGAUGGAUUAUCAAAGGACAACUCUCCAAAUACCACUCGGCUGUGGCCAAUUAAUGGGUUAUAUGU
Bombyx mandarina (wild silkworm) is the source of this 1005-nucleotide messenger RNA. RefSeq lists its product as uncharacterized. Lineage: Eukaryota; Metazoa; Arthropoda; Insecta; Lepidoptera; Bombycidae. The record is from RefSeq and is a predicted model, not a curated record. Gene Ontology annotation, cellular component: extracellular region. Gene Ontology annotation, molecular function: chitin binding.